AUGAAGAAAAGGAAAGAGGAAGAGAGAGAGAGGGUGGGGGGUACUUACGGACGGGUUGCUUCAGCCUCGGGGGAAUUGUGCCCAGCUAAACCGGAAGCAAGUGACCAAUUGAUACUUAUGUAUUUAUCCAUAUCUCUCUAUUUUCAAUAUCUAUCUAUCUAUCUAUCUAUCUAUCUAUCUUUUCAAUAUCUAUUUCUAUUUUCAAUAUCUAUCUUUAUUUUCAAUAUCUAUCUAUCUCUAUUUUCAAUAUCUAUCUCUAUUGACAAUAAAUAUUUCAAUAUUUAUCUAUCUAUCUAUAUUUUGGAUAUUAUAAAUCAAAAAAUAUUUAUCCCUCCAUUUUCAAUAUCUAUCUAUAAUUUACAAUAUCUAUCUAUCUAUGAUGGAAAAAAAGAAUCAAAUCAAUAUUUACAAUAUCUAUCAAUCUCUAUUUUCAAUAUCUAUCUAAAGCAUAAUAUUAUCUAUCUAUCAUUUUUCAAUAUCUAUUUGGUUUUCAAAAUCCAUCUAUCUAUCAUUUCUGUGAUUUCAAAAAUGGUAAUCUUUGUUUUGUCAAAAUUUUCAUUUUUUCAUCUAUCUAUAUAUUUCUGGGAAUAUUUUUCCUUCAAAAAAAUAUUGCUGGUAGUAAUUUUUUUAUUCAAAAUGUAUCUAUAUAUCUAUCUAUCUAUUUUAUCUUUUCUAUCUCAAAAUUUUCCAAUAUCUAUCUUUAUUUUCAAUAUCUAUAUAUCUCUAUUUUCAAUAUCUAUCUCUAUUGAAAUAUUUUUCUAUCUAUCUCUAUUUUCAACAUCUAUUUAA
Messenger RNA from Acanthosepion pharaonis, 789 nucleotides. Lineage: Eukaryota; Metazoa; Mollusca; Cephalopoda; Sepiida; Sepiidae. The record is from the annotation of a GenBank genome assembly.